This is a messenger RNA of Mastomys coucha (southern multimammate mouse), 2200 nucleotides long. It is a transcript of the gene Rgs20, whose product is annotated as regulator of G protein signaling 20. Bases 683 to 1366 code for a protein of 227 amino acids. NCBI's taxonomy places the organism in Eukaryota, Metazoa, Chordata, Mammalia, Rodentia, Muridae. The record is from RefSeq and is a predicted model, not a curated record. The transcript has 6 exons.
CCUGAAGUCCUGGACCCGACAGUAGAAGGAGCUCGAGAGACCUGGGACGCCGCCAGUGCCUCUUUGCCCGGUGGUGCAAUCCCUGGCUGGUCAUCGCUUUCUGGGUUAGUCAGUUGUGACGAGUGGGUUGUGGGUUCGGAGUCUGUCUGAAGGAGGGCUCCAAACCAUCGUGAUCAGUUAUUAUCAGACCCAUCCAGUAAGUGGUCCCGAGUCUGAGACUCAGCGAGGGACGAAAAAUGCCAUUGAGAUCUAAAGUGCAGAUUAGACAUGCCAAGCAUUUGGGAAAGCCCAAGAGAGUGGAAGAGUCCCAGCUCUCUCUGAGUUGAGGGAAGGAUGCGCCCUGGUCUGAGGACCCGAGGCGGGCAGUUUGUGCGCAGGUUAAGGCGGUGACACUCCCGGAACGCACUACCUCCCUUUCAGAGAAGCGCAUCACAGGCCUGCUGGAGGAGCUGAACUUGAAGUAGGCGCACAAACCGCACCCCUAGCGCUGAGGGCGGCAGCACGGGACAACUGAGUACACAGAACAGACACUUAAGGGACAGACGAUGGGAAUUGUCCUUACCGAGCCCGGGAGCUAGAUUUCCCACACUCGGAGGGGCUCUCGGGAGGUUGGAACCCUGGGAGGUGCCCAGGCUGCAGCGACUGAAGGUUCGGUAGGAAGCAGAGAGGCUGCGCGGAGCCUAUGCUGAAAACCUGCCAGACACCCCAGAGAAAGCCUGUGGGACCCGAGCAGACUGAAAUGCGGAUGCGGCAGAUGUGCGGUGGAAGUGAGACCCAGGGCUCUAUCCCAAGCCAGCAGGGUGGCCGAGGCUCCAAUGCCUGCUGCUUUUGCUGGUGCUGCUGCUGCAGCUGUUCUUGCCUCACUGUCAGAAACCAAGAAGACCAGAGACCCCAAAGAGGUUCCCACGAACUCAGAACAGACAUUCCAGCAUGUGAAGAAAGCCCCACGCCCACUCUGGAAGAAGUCUGUGCCUGGGCCCAGUCUUUUGAUAACCUGAUGGUCACUCCAGCUGGAAGAAAUGCAUUCCGGGAAUUUCUUCGAACAGAAUUCAGUGAAGAAAACAUGCUUUUCUGGAUGGCCUGUGAAGAACUGAAAAGGGAAGCUAAUAAAAGUACUAUUGAGGAGAAAGCAAGGAUAAUAUAUGAAGACUACAUUUCUAUUCUUUCUCCUAAAGAGGUCAGCUUGGACUCCCGAGUACGAGAGGUUAUCAACAGAAACAUGGUGGAUCCAUCCCAACACAUAUUCGAUGAUGCUCAACUGCAGAUCUACACUCUAAUGCACAGAGACUCCUAUCCCCGCUUCAUGAACUCCACAGUCUAUAAGGAUUUGCUUAAGUCCUUAGCUGAGAAAACGGUUGAAGCAUAGGUGGUUUCAAAUAUAUUUAUUAUUAACAAAACAAGAAAAUAACUCAUGGACUACAUCUAGCACAGGGAAUUUAGAGAUAGGAUGUCUUGUGCUACAGUGAUUCUUGGACUGUUGUAAUAACAGAUUCUUCCUCCGCAGAAAGAUAGAGAUUCACAAUGCAAACUGCAGCUGACUUUAAGUGAUACUUAUCAGAAAAAAAAGGGGUUGGGGUAUGACUGCCUUAGAAAGAUAGUGUGCUCACAUUCACAUAACAGUAGCAUGUUCUCAAGGGCAGGGCAUGCCCUAGCUUCUGUUCUGCCUGCAGCAUAGAUGUACAAAGAGCAAAUGGGAACCUUUUGUUUUGCAUGAGUUCAGUACUGUAUUAUCCUCCUACAGCAUUCAAAACUUUUCCUAUUAACCCUUUAUUCAGUCUGAACGCUUCUCUUGGCACCAUGCCAGGACUGAGAGUCAUAGUUCACAAAGAUGUGACUAUUCCUUGUAAAAAUGGAAUAUAUCUCCCUCUCCCUCUCUCUCUCUCCCUCUCUCUCUCUCCCUCUUCCCCUCUUCCCCCCUCUCUCUCUGUCUUUCUCUCUCUCCCUCUCUCUCUCUCCCCCUGUGUUGUGUGUGUGGGGGGCAUGCAUGCAUCUGAACGUGUGUGUGUGUGUGUGUGUGUGUGUGUGUGUUAUGGUUGGUGGAAUACACCAUGCUCUCAGUGGGUCACUUGGUGUGAAGCAACAGUUAAGUGAAAGGGUGACUGUAUUAUCAGAAUCUAUCAAGCUGAAGAGUGAACUUUGAAGUUCGUAGCUUGUCAUGUUCACAAUUCCUCAAAUAAAGAUAUUUUAAUUUUUAUUGAAA